GGUCGUAAGACUAUAGCCUGUCCUCUAAAGACGAAGAAAAAAAAACAAAUGUGACAACCAUUCGAAAAGUCAAAAAAUACGUUUAGCAGACGGUGGUUCCAUGAAUAAUUUUUAUUUUAUUUAAUGAAACAAUAAUAAUAUACUACAUCAUUACAAACUUUUCUACUUAAUAUAAAUAGAUAUGGAUGUUACGGAAGAGAAUUUAGCUACUUUAGCAAAUUACUUGCAGCAAACAUUGAAUCCAGAUCCGAACAUUAGAAGGCCGGCCGAGAAGUUUCUGGAAAGUGUUGAGGUGAACCAGAAUUAUGCCAUUUUGUUACUCCAUCUGAUUGACAAGGAUGUUGUCGAUCUCACCAUCAGAGUGGCGGCUUCAAUAGCCUUCAAAAAUUACAUCAAGAGGAAUUGGCCUGUGGAAGAAGAUGGCGUGGACAGAAUUCAUGCUUCAGAUAGAGCCACAAUCAAAACCCUGAUAGUGAACCUAAUGUUGAAGUCUCCGGAAGCCAUCCAGAAACAAUUCAGUGAUGCGGUGUCCAUUAUAGGCAAAUAUGACUUUCCAGAGAAGUGGCCCAGUCUUAUCCCGGAAAUGGUGGAGAAAUUCGCUACAGGAGAUUUCUAUGUGAUCAAUGGCAUCCUACGUACAGCGCAUUCUCUAUUCAAAAAGUACAGAUACGAGUUCAAAUCGCAAAAACUGUGGGAAGAGAUUAAACAUGUGCUUGAGAACUUCGCUAAGCCUCUCACGGAUCUGUUUGUGGCGACACUAGACCUUACUAACAAGCACGCGUCGGACCUGCAAGCGUUGCGAGUGAUCUACGGCUCGCUAGUGCUGAUAUGCAAGGUGUUCUACUCGCUCAACUACCAGGAUCUGCCCGAGUUCUUCGAGGACAACAUGCCGAUAUGGAUGCCGAACUUGCUCCAUCUGUUGCAAGUGGAAGUGCCCGGGAUUGAUGACGGCGACGACGAGAACCCCGGUAUAAUGGAGCGUCUGCGCACGGAGGUGUGCGAGUGCGCGGCGCUGUACGCGCUCAAGUACGAGGAGGAGUUCGGGCCGCACGCCGCCGGCUUCGUCACCGCCGUGUGGAAGAUACUGCUCUCCACCGGCCCGCAGCCCAAGUACGACGCGUUGGUGUCGAACGCGCUAACAUUUUUGGCUAAAGUGGCCGAAAAGAACACGUACAAGAGUCUGUUUGAAGACCCCGCCACACUGAGCAGUAUAUGCGAGAAAGUUGUCAUACCCAACAUGGAGUUUAGGGAGUCAGACAUGGAACUAUUCGAGGACAACGCGGAGGAGUACGUGCGGCGCGACAUAGAGGGCUCUGACGUGGACACACGCAGGCGCGCCGCCUGCGACCUCGUCAAGUCACUCGCAGCACACUUCGAGGACAAGAUGAUGCAUAUAUUCGGACAAUAUGUUCAGAUGAUGCUGGCGAAGUUCGAGGCGGAGGGCUCGGGCGCGUGGCGCGGCAAGGACGCGGCCAUGUACCUGGUGACGUCGCUGGCGGCGCGCGGCUCCACGCUGGCGGCGGGCGUGACGCGCGCGUCGCCGCUCGUGGACGUGGCCGCCUUCGCCGCUGCGCACGCGCUGCCCGAGCUGCAGCGGGACCCGAACGAACUGCCGGUCCUCAAGGCGGACGCCAUCAAGUUCUUUAUGACGUUCCGAUCGAUCCUCCCCAAGGAUCUCAUCGUCACAGCAUUCCCGCUCAUCAUCCAGCACAUCGGCGGGCGCGGCGUGGUGUGCACGUACGGCGCGUGCGCGGCGGAGAAGCUGGUGGCGGGCGGCAUGGUGCCGCGGCAGGCGCUGCAGCCGCACGCGCCCGCGCUGCUCGCCGCGCUGUUCGCCGCGCUGGGCGACCACUCCGCGCCCGCCGACCACAACGAGUACGUCAUGAAAGCGAUCUUGCGCACGCUGGCGUGUCUGCAGGAGUCUGCGCUGCCGUACCUCGGCGACGCGCUGCCGAAGUUGGCCCAAAUGUUGGCAGUCGUCGCCAAGAACCCGUGCAAGCCGCACUUCAACCAUUAUCUCUUCGAAACGUUGUCUUUGGCCGUAUCUUUGGUCACGAAAUCUAACCCUAAUGCAAUAUCGGCGUUCGAAGACGCACUGUUCCCGAUAUUCCAGGAGAUAUUGCAGAACGAUGUGCAAGAGUUCAUGCCGUACGUGUUCCAAAUGCUGUCGCUGCUGUUGGAGCUGCGCGGCGCUGGCAGUGGCGGCGACAGCGCGGGCGACGGCGACGCGUACGGCGCGCUGCUGCCGUGCGUGGUGGCGCCGGCGCUGUGGGAGCGCGCCGCCAACGUGCGCCCGCUCGUGCGCCUGCUGUGCGCCUUCGUCGCCGCCCGGCCGCAGCUCGUCAUCAGCUCCGGGAGACUGAACGCGAUGCUGGGCGUGUUCCAGAAGCUGAUCGCGUCCAAAACUAACGACCACGAAGGAUUCUAUUUGAUACAGACCAUGUUGUACAAGUUUGGAAUGUCUGUAAUGGAGCCGUAUGUGAAGCAGAUAAUGACGCUGCUGUUUCAACGGCUGUCCUCGUCCAAGACUACGAAGUACGUGCGCGGGCUUAUCGCGUUCCUCGGGUUUUACGCGACGCAGUUCGGCGCGGACCCGCUCAUCGAUGUUAUAGACUCCGUGCAGACCAACAUGUUCGGCAUGUACAUGGAGCGCGUGCUGGUGCCGGAGCUGCAGCGCGUGGGCGGCGCGCUGGAGCGGCGCGCGGCGGCGGCGGGCUGCGUGCGCAUGCUCACCGACUCGCAGCACUUCCGCCACGGCGCGCUCGCGCCCGCCUGGCCGCGCCUCAUGCAGGCCCUGAUCUCGCUGUUCGAGCUGCCGACUGACGAGUCGACACUGCCCGACGACCACUUCAUCGAGGUGGACGACACGCCCGGCUACCAGGCGCAGUACGCACAGCUCACUUGUGCCAAGGGAGUCGCCGACGAUCCGCUAGCGAGCAUCUCAGACACGAAGCGGUACCUCGCGGAGCGGCUCGGGGAGGCGUGUCGCGCCAACCCUGGGCUCUACCCGCCGCGGCUCGCCGCACUUGACGAACCAUACCGGAACACGCUGCAGCUCUACCUCAACACCUACGGCGUGCAGGUCUGCUGAGAGACCAGCGUCGCGUGAACCCUCGGACUGAACUUUGUGAAUUAUGACUUGAUUGUAAAUAUAUCAUCGGCAAACUAUUCUUAUCUAAUUGGAAUGGAGAUGGAAAUAGCAAGAGAUGUAACGAAUUUGGAAGCGUAUUAUGGGCAUUUUUCCAUGUGACUUGGUGGGAAUUUGUGAAUCUUUACGAGAAUUUAUGUAUUACAGCAUAUGCAAAUUUUACUAUCGUUUUCAAUAAAUGAUCUCAAUCACAAUCAUUAAUCUGAUUCCGAGCAGAACCAAUCAAAACUCAUUUGUAAGCAUGUCAAUAAAAAUUUUAUUCUGAUUGGUCCAAAUUUUGAGAUAGAUCGAAAAAAGGGAUUGAGAUCGUCUAUUAAAAAUGGCGGUUAGACGCACUGAUGACGCGAUUUGAAUACAAUACAUAAUUUACUACAAAAUUCUUAAAGUACUGUUCGUUAUAAUGUUUAGAUAUGCUCACAAUUCGCUUUUGCGAUUAGGUACGGUGAACGUCUUGUGUUAGUGAAUUGUAACUGAAGGUCUAACUAAACUGAAAUAUGUAUUGCAGGGAUGGCAAACCUUUAAUGGUUAACGUGCCGUUAUCUAUAUAUAUAAAAAUGAAUCCCUAUUUCCCUUGGUCACGCCAUCACGCGUGAACGGCUGGACCGAUAUCACAUUUUUUUUGUUGUGUUAUUGUCAGGAUAAGGUUCUUAUGAAAUGAAAAAUCAAAAAAUUGCGCAGUAAUUUAGAAAAUUUAAGAAAACUUAACGAAAAUAUUAAUUUUAUAUAACUGUCAAUUGUUCGAAAUAACUGUCAGCGAUUGACAGAAUGCCCGCUGCAAAUUCAUAGUUAAGACGGGACAACGUCUGUCGGGUCAGCUAGUACAUAAUAAAAAUAGAUGGCCGGUAACGUGUCAGUCAGAGACCAGUUUUAUCUAUCCUAAUGCCCCUUUUAGGUGACUUUUAUGAUCCAACUAUAUUUUUGAUUCACGAUUCGCGUGCCCUAUAUUUUUAAUUGACAUAUUAUUCGCGUGUCCGAAUUAUUUCGUCACGUACCACCACUCACGCGUGCCACUGGUUCGCCAUCCCUGGCAUCUGUUGGCUAGAUUAGGCAACUAUAAAACCUAGAAGUAAAAACGAUUUUGCAUUGCGUUAAGGUCAGUGGCCGAAGCCAACAAGCAUUUUUACAAUAAGAUCCUACGUAUACUAAAUCUCGAUAUAAUUCUGUUUAAAAAUAACUAACCAUUUACUAAAGGUAUGUUUGUCAUUGCCAUUUAUGUACUAGGAUAUCAUAAAACAGCAGUGGCGAAGGGUUCAUAUAACCCGACUUCUACCCCCUCCCCAGAGGCAAUUCUUGUGCGCUUGGUCUCCACACCAAAUGCACGCCCAUGCAUGGGGCACAUUUGCCGCGACCCUAGGCGCACAGCUCGCGCGUAUGCCUCUUGGUUGCUAAAUUCACAUUGAGGUCUCUCUAAGGGUUCGUAAACAUUUCCCUUCCCUUCCUUCCAACCAUCCUGAUAACUCCUCUUCCUUCCCCUUCCCUUCCUCCCCUCUAUCCCCUCCCUUCUUCCUCCCGGGCCCUGGGACCGCCUAGCUAGAGGCUACCGAACCUCCAAUGAUAGCGGUAGGGCCCACCAAUUCAUCAUGGGGCUGCCGUGGUUGCUAAGCCGGGGGAUCGCCUGUACACCAUUAGCGGGAUACCCCCGGUGAUAACCACGGCAGUUCCCCAAAAAAAAAAAA
Messenger RNA from Manduca sexta (tobacco hornworm), 4824 nucleotides. RefSeq names its product exportin-2 (gene Cse1). The coding region runs from base 182 to 3091 and encodes 969 amino acids. Gene Ontology annotation, cellular component: nuclear envelope; cytosol. The record is from RefSeq and is a predicted model, not a curated record. The transcript has 19 exons. Gene Ontology annotation, biological process: protein import into nucleus; protein export from nucleus. Gene Ontology annotation, molecular function: small GTPase binding; nuclear export signal receptor activity. Lineage: Eukaryota; Metazoa; Arthropoda; Insecta; Lepidoptera; Sphingidae.